AUGAAUACAGGGUACUUGACUUUGCUAAUUAAUAAAAAGGUCCUGCGUGUUAUUCUUGUGUUGGUUUGUUCAACGUGUGUGUUGGCUGAUUACUACUAUGACUACUAUGGUCCCUAUAGCUGGGAAGAUGACCGUGAAUAUGGCGACGACGAUGGGGAAAGUGGGAGUGGUAGUGGAGCUGGCAGCAAAAGCAACGAAGCUGGCAGCAAAAGCAAUGGAAACUGUGGCAGUUGGCGCUGGGUUCUCCACAAUGGCAACUGUUACAGGUUUCAAAAUGAUUAUUUUAAAAACUGGGAGCAAGCACAGGCAGAAUGUAGAAAGGAUGACGCGGAGUUACUCAGUAUUACUGACCAAAAAGAAUUCGAAUACGCUGCAGCCCAAGCAAAGGCACUUGAUUGGGUGGCGCCCCGGCAACCUGUGUGGAUUGGCCUGGUCCACGUGAAUGGUCAGUAUGAAUGGACGGAUGGGUCGCCGGUCAAAUUCACAAACUGGAAGAAGGGAGAACCAAAUGACUACGGCAGUUGUGUCAAAACAUAUACUGCAAUGUAUAAACAGGAUGGUGGAUGGGCUGAUGUAAAUUGUAAAUUCCGGGAGAGUUACGUAGAUACACCAGCAGGAUAUAUCUGCAAAAAGCCUGAACCCAUUGCUCAGAUUACAACCAUUCAGGCGGGAACAAGCACGAAUACUAUUCCUCGUCCUACAAGAGGUCCUGUAGGAUCGUCAAUGAAAAACUGCAAGACGUCGGAUUUAGGAAAAUCAUAUGCUGGAAAUGAAUCAAAAACAAAGUCCAAGAAGUUAUGCAUGCCAUGGGCUGCGGCAGCAGGUCAAGACAAUUUCUGGUUACCCACGUCGAAUCAAAUCUUCCCAGAGGGCAGUGGAGAAGUUGGUUUGAAAUCAGCAAAGAACUUCUGCCGAAAUCCGGAUUCCAGUGAAUAUGGACCGUGGUGUUUCAUUGAUCUGUUUGGUACGAGAGAAUUGUGUAACAUUGAGCUGUGUCCUGCAGAUGACGACCAGACUGGAGGGCUCGAUGACAUUGAGAACAGUGUGAAGCCAUUAAUAGCCCCGUAAAUCUGUUAAAAGGCUGGGGGACCUAGCUCCUGGACAUAUAUCUAAGUGAAGGAUAGUUAACGUUGUAUGCUAAACAUAUUUUUGAAAUGUUCAAUAAAGAUAUUGUCAAAACAUAACAUAAUGUUGACAAUCUGAGUAGUGUGUGAGCUUCGGUUACGAUCUUGAAUGUAUCUAUAACUUGUAGACCCUAAGAAAUGAAACAACUCUUUUUCCCAAUAUCAUCAAUCAAAUCCUUUUUGAGCCUCAUAGAAUCAGUCGUUGAAAUUAUGAAGAAAUUAUGAUCCGU
This is a messenger RNA of Owenia fusiformis, 1354 nucleotides long. NCBI's taxonomy places the organism in Eukaryota, Metazoa, Annelida, Polychaeta, Sabellida, Oweniidae. The record is from the annotation of a GenBank genome assembly.